This is a messenger RNA of Insectozyma verbasci, 804 nucleotides long. The record is from the annotation of a GenBank genome assembly. Lineage: Eukaryota; Fungi; Ascomycota; Pichiomycetes; Serinales; Debaryomycetaceae.
AUGUUUAAACUUAUAAAACCAAAUAGAAUACAACACAAUGUUUAUAGAAUAUCCAUAGCUAAUUAUUCUGAUAAGAAGAAGAAUAAAGUUAACAUAUCUCAAAUGCCAUUAUCUUAUAUUGGUGUAAUGUCAGAUUUAUAUGUUCCUCCAUCUUGGUCAAGAGUUCCAAUAUUAUAUUGGCCCAAGGUAUUAAUUAAAAGAAUUAGUUUAUUUGCUUUAAAUACUUACAUGAUAGUUAAAUUUAAACAAGAAAUAGGAGUACCAUUGAACUUUAAUAAAUGGAAAGAUGAAUCGAUUGAAAAAUUUAUUAAUAUUAAUAAAACAUUUACAAAAUCAUGUAAUAAUCAUUCAUCAAAAAUAAUAGAUCAAUUAAAUAAUCAUGCUGGUAAAUAUUUAAUUGAUAUGUUAAAAAUUAGAUCAAAUUCAUUUCCAAAAUCAUCAUCAUCGAUUUCAUGGGAAAUUAAAUCAAUUGAUAAAAAUCCAAAAAUUGUUUUAUUUAAUGUUAUACCUGAUCAAAAUGGGUUGGGGUUAUUUGUUCAAUAUAUAAUGCAAUUAAAAACAACUCAAGAAAUACAGGUUGAUGGUAAAAAACACGUUGUCGAAAAUAAUGAUUAUUUAGUAUAUUCAAUGAAUCCAAUAACUGAAGAAUUAUUAUUAGUUGGUAAAUUAUUUGAAUGUGAUUAUAAAAGAGGUUUAAAAGGUGAAUUAGAUAUGUUUGAUCAAAAAACAAUGCAAAAAUUCCUUUUAUUGGCCGCUGAUAUAUAUAGAGAAGAUCCAAAAACAUCUAAACAAAAACUUGAGUAA